Corticium candelabrum is the source of this 754-nucleotide messenger RNA. RefSeq lists its product as uncharacterized. The record is from RefSeq and is a predicted model, not a curated record. Bases 55 to 504 code for a protein of 149 amino acids. Lineage: Eukaryota; Metazoa; Porifera; Homoscleromorpha; Homosclerophorida; Plakinidae. The transcript has a single exon.
GAAUUUUGCCUAGCAGCUUGUUUACAUUUAGGGCUUCACCUUCCUUUUCAGGGAAUGCAAGAUAAGUGCGAUUGUGGGACACACCUUGACUCUUUUGGUUAUCAUCUCAUGACAUGUAAACACGGAGGAGGUCCCGUUUGGGCUCAUGACUCAAUUGUAAGCUCUUGGUCGGAAUGCUUGAAAGAGCUGGCCGUUCUCCACAAGAAAGAACCAAAACAUAGAUAUCUGAACAAUGAGGGUAGACCUGAUAUUCUCAUAUGUGACACCGGUAUUUUGUCUGAUCAGGAGAUGGAUAUUUCACUUGGCCAUCCCUGGAGUAAAGAGGUCGUCAAAAAUUGCGCCAAACUGAGUGGAUUUGCUGCAAAGAAAAGAGAAGAAAUGAAAAAUGCUAAAUAUGACAAGAUUCUUCCAGGAGGUAGUGCACCAAAAUGCAUGCCUGUAGUGUUUGAGCACUUUGGCAUCUGGGGAGUUUCCGCGCACUUUAUCGCUCAAGUCCAAAGAUAAAGAAGGACAGAACAACUCUGCUUACUUCAAGACCUACUGGAGACGUCGGUGUUCCGUUACACUGCAGAAACUAAAUGCUCGUGUGAUGAUGAAAAAACUGAACAUUGUUCAAGGUGGUUCCAUUUUAGAUGAUGAACUCAGGCGUGUCCAGGCACGCCCACAUUAGUUUCAUAAGUUAGAGUUUAGGUUUGAGUUUAGUUGACAUUUUAUGUAGUUUGCCGUAUCUAUUGAAUGUCAUUAUACUAGAGAA